AUGGUUGACCAGGGCUACAUACGACACGCACGAAGGAGUGAGGCCUCAGAUGUUCCGACAGUUUUCAGUUUCAUCAAGGAACUUGCCAAUUGUCAAGACGAACUCCAUGUCAUUACCACCACCGAGGAAAACCUCUCCAGGACGAUUGCAUUCGACCCCGACGAGUACGACACAGACGCGGCCCCAGACCCCAUAACGCCUUUUCGACCAGCCCGCUGUCUCCUAGCCUUCAACGAUGUUGGUGAACCUGCAGGCAUGGCACUGUACUUCUACAGCUACGUGACUUGGCACGCAGCACCGGGUAUCUACUUGGAGGACCUCUACGUUCUGCCAUCGGAGAGGAGAGCCGGUCAUGGGAAACACUUGAUGGACGCUCUUGUGGAAGAACUGCGCGCCGUUGGGGGUGUGAGGAUUGAAUGGCGGGUGAUGGAACGGAACGAGACUGGCCUUCGCUUCUAUGAGAAAAUGGGAGCCAAGGUUAUGGAAGGCUGGAAGGAUUUAAAGCUUGAGCCAGCAGGGACAAACUAG
Fusarium keratoplasticum is the source of this 528-nucleotide messenger RNA. RefSeq names its product N-acetyltransferase ats1. The record is from RefSeq and is a predicted model, not a curated record. The coding region runs from base 1 to 528 and encodes 175 amino acids. NCBI's taxonomy places the organism in Eukaryota, Fungi, Ascomycota, Sordariomycetes, Hypocreales, Nectriaceae. The transcript is spliced from 2 exons. Gene Ontology annotation, biological process: protein acetylation. Gene Ontology annotation, molecular function: N-acetyltransferase activity.